GCAAAGGGCAAAGUGGUAUUGGAUUUCUGCUUUCACGUGCCCAUGGGCGCCAACCGGUCGGCCCUUGCAACCGGCUUGGACGCGUCACUGGUCUGGACGGGCGUGCGCACGUCGCUGGGCACGCUCCAUCGGCGCUUCCAGCUUCUCGACCAGGCGACGCCGUUCCAGCUACUGGCCGCACCGGUGUUGCGCGGUGAGGCCGAGCCCACGGGGCCGAGAAGUGCGGGGUACGUGCAAUGGUACAUUGUACUGCGCGGGUCGGCGCAUGGCUUGUGGCAUCGCAUGGCCGUCGCACACGCCGUCGCGCAGCUGCUCAAUGUCUCGACCACCACCGUCUUUGCCCCGACCGCGAUGCAAGCGCCGUACGACGUCUACAACGGCGCUGCGACCAUCGUGCCCAUCGCGAUCCACGGGGUGACGCCCAGUACCUUUGAUAGCGUCGCGUCGGCGCUCGCACGCCCGCUGCAGACGCUGCUUACAGCUUCGACAUGGCGUCUGUCGCUUGUGACGCAGACGCCCGACAGCAACGGCGACGGCGCCUUGCCGCAGAGCGCCGCGGCGUGGCCGGCGUAUCCGCAGCUCAAUCCAACGGCAGCGUACCCGCUUUUGAGCGCUUCCAGUCCGCCGCUCUCGGCCUACAUCGUCGCCUACCGAAUUGCAGACGCAAUGACGCUCAGUUCGAUCUCACCCGUCAUCGAUGGUCUUCUCAGCGAGCUCGAACCCAGUUUGAACGCUUCGUUUGCCGUCUUUGCGGACCUGACGCUCACGACGCUGCCGCAAGACGCUUCCGAGAUGCUCUCGAGAUCGCCCGGCAACUCCAUCAACUUUGUCGUCGCUGGCGACGCCGCCUCAAUUCUCUCCAAUGCACAAGCGCUCCAAGCGACGCAGGACAUCUCGCUCACGCCGCUGCCGACUCUGUCCAAGACCGAGUGGUACCCGUAUCUGCAGCUCCAGUGUCCGUAUACCCUGGCGCCGCUCGCCGCGACCAUCCAGCGCAUUGCGAUCGCGGCCUUCUUCUCUCGCCCGCUCGACAGCGUCCGAGUUGUGGCCUCGUCGGCUGCGACGACGACGUUCGAGCUGGCACUGACGCACACGUUCCAGCUUCGGUACGUGAUGAGCCAGCUCGAGGCGACAAUGGCCUGGGCGACUGUGAUGGCGCAGUACGGGGCGGAGCCUGCGUUCUGCUCGCUGGGCGCGCAGUCGCUGGCAUACCUCGCAUCGUACCCAGGCUCGACAGCACCCUGGAGUGCUGCAUCGUCGGUACCGGCGACGUCGACGACGUGUGCGGCCACGCCAGCCACUGGUAUUGCAGAGCGACGCUCCUGA
Molecule: messenger RNA, 1326 nt
Organism: Saprolegnia parasitica CBS 223.65
Lineage: Eukaryota; Oomycota; Saprolegniomycetes; Saprolegniales; Saprolegniaceae
Exons: 4
Coding region: 43-1326 (427 amino acids)
Source: RefSeq, a predicted model, not a curated record